This is a messenger RNA of Lytechinus pictus (painted urchin), 4696 nucleotides long. RefSeq lists its product as uncharacterized. The transcript is spliced from 7 exons. Gene Ontology annotation, cellular component: membrane. Lineage: Eukaryota; Metazoa; Echinodermata; Echinoidea; Temnopleuroida; Toxopneustidae. The record is from RefSeq and is a predicted model, not a curated record. The coding region runs from base 262 to 990 and encodes 242 amino acids.
AUAUACGACAGCAUGAAAAGUCAGUUGUGGUGGAACUGGAAGAAAGCAUCGUGUGUAUUGCUCUGAUAACUUUCAUGUAUAGAUAUAUAUGUCUUGAUAUAUCUCGGAGAUAUGAAUAUGAAUUUGUGACGCCUUCAUAUACCUGAGGAAGAGGGUUUUCAAUUUUUAAAGUACGAAAUUGGAUACCUUAUAGUAUACUUAUAGCUGAGAGUGAAGUGGAUACGUGCGUUGAACAAAGAAUCUAUUCAGAUUAAAGGAAUUAUGGCUAACGACAUCAUCCUCCGUGCUCGACCACGUCGAAGUGAGAACUUCAACAACGCCGGCGCAUGCUCAAUUGGUAUGCUUCAGCUACUAGGAGCUCUCUCUACCAUCGCACUUGGUGUGGGUGCUUACGUCAUCGAGGGGUCUCUCAUCUACUAUGGUGUACCCAUUUGGUCUGGAAGUUUGUUCUUCCUAACAGCCGUCACAGCAUUUGUAUCCGUCCGGAAAACUAUUUGUGGGAUAACCACAUUCCUUGUAAUGUGCAUGUUAUCAACGGCUGUUGCUGCUGCUCUACUGAUCUUAUAUGCCCGCCUCAUCACUCUGGAUGGAAGAUAUACAUACUGCGAUAUAAGAGACUCCAAAACGUUACUAUGUACUCGUUACGCUUCACGGCCAACUCUAAUGAUAGUAGAUGCUGUCACCUUGGGCAUUUUUGCGAUCCAGUUCCUCACCGGAGCCAUUGGGAUGGGGCUCUGUCUCUGUGGGCUGUGCAGAAGAACCCUGGGGCGAACCUCCUCUAUCCCGCCCCCUCAGCCAAGGGCAGCUGUUAACACCCAUGGGCCUCCUGUCAAUGCCACAAAUGCCGCACCUAUGCAGAUGCAGAGGUAUCCCAAUGAAAUCCCCGCCGCCAUCCCGACUGCACCACCGGAGUAUGUUGUAGCAGAAGAAGAACUCAGGGGUUCUGCACCACCGGAAUAUCUGGUAUCAGAGGAACACAUUGGAGUUUGAUGAAGCUGGAUGACUACUUAUCUCACAGCAACCUUUGGACUCGAGACAUUAAAUUGAGAGUGCUGAACCCAUUACCAUGCUUUCUACCAACUCAGCUGGAGUAUGAACUGAAACAAAAAACAUUCUUGCCCCAUUAUGUAUAUAAUGUAUACAAGGUGUCUCAGAAAACAUGGAAGAGUGGAUUUUAAGUACUUUGUCUUUUCAUGUUGAAACACAUCAACAGGUAUCCCGUAACAAUGUACAUCAAUGAAGGGCCAUUCCUAACACAGUUCUUUUCUCAUCUGUUGCUUGAUUUUGUCAAGAUUUUUCAAGCCUGAAUAAUGAGAAACGGACAUAGAAGGAAAAUAUACUUCACCAGAUUUGAUGAUCCUGUUAGCAUUAUUUUUUUUUGAAGAUAUCAAAAUUUUGAAGGCAAAGUACAUAAAACCCAAUUUUCUCCUCUUUUCAAGAACACCCGUUAUAUACACAUUGAAAGAUCUCAGUACUAACCUGAAUUUUAAACUUUUUUAAAGCACAUUCACCAUGUAUUCUUGUUUUAGAUUUUGUAAUACUAAUGUUAAGUACUGACUUUUUUUAUGGUUGCACAGUACACUGUUUUGUACAUAAUUUUUUUAUAAAAAUAUGUUUUAACUUUAUAUUAUUUGUUUUAUGUGUCAAAGAAAAGAGAUACAUGUAUUUCAUGAAAGUUUGAAGUUAAAAGCCUUACUGUUCCUGAAAAAAGAUUGCAUUACAAUAUGGUCAAUGACACAUAAAUGUAUUCUGUAUUAUGAAGUAUUUCUCUGGAAUUUCAUGCCAUAGUUUACAUACAGAUGUUUGUAAGCUCUGUAUUUAUCAGUGUGCCAAAAAAUUGGCUAUUAAAGGAAAUGUAUGAUACAGGUGCUAAAUUAUGUAUGCCGUAUUGAAGAAGAUUUCAACCAACACGUAGGUUGGUUUAUGAUGAACCAAGAUUUUGAUCAAGAGCAGUGCAGUUUUGCAUUGACCGGUAACUAACAUAGAUUGUCACGCCAUAUGAAUGAAGAAGUGAACUAUCAUCAUAUCUAUUUAUGUCUGACAAUGAUUGGAAUCGGCUUCCUUCCAUGUCCGUUUCAAAUGCAUCCUUUCAUGGACUUGUUCACAUACAACAUUUUCAACUACAUCUAAAUCUGAUUCAAUGGUUUAUUUUUCAAACAUAUUGGCCCGAUUUCACAAAGAUGGUUUUUAAAACCCCCGGUUAAAACUAUCGGUUGAACCCAUGGUUUAUGCAGAUUUCCUGUAUAAAUUACGCGUAUUUAAUGCAUAUAUUUAAAAAAUGUCCUAUGCUGGUGCGUGCUUUUGUCACAGUGCGCCAAAUUGACGCCUGUUGCCUUGGUUAGCCACGCUACUUUCUUCACGAGUCCACUGUUUUGAAUUAAUGAGUCCACUCUUCAAACAGUGGACUCAUGAAUAAAAUAGCACACUUAGCCAUGGCAACAGGUGUCAAUUUGGCACACUGUGACAAAAGCACACACCAGCAUUGGACAUUUUUUCAAUAUACACGGUAAAUAAGUGUAAUUUAUACAGGAAAUCUGCAUAAACCAUGGGUUCAACCGAUGGUUUUAAAAACCACCUUUGUGGAUUCGGGCCAUUAAAAUGACUAGAGACACUGCACAUCACAGCAAUAUCUUCUUUUAUCCAUAUGCUCCUGCUGAAAUUAAAUAUCAAGUCCAGGUUUGGUAAAACCUCACAAAGGAUUUUAAACAUUUUUUUGUUAAACAAUCUUCAACCAGGUGCAAAACAAAGGAAAAACUUUAAGAUUCUUUUUUUUUUUUUUCACAUCUAAACGAAUAGCAAGCAAAAGAGAGCCAAAAAUAUGCUACAUCUAUAAUGCAUUCUGGUUACUGAACAAACUUGGUUUGCCUUCACAUAUAAAACAAAACCCUAAACCUCAUGAAUUGCUAAAUUUUGUCAGAAAACCAGAGUCAUCAUCGCUAGCGGAGGUCAAAGAACAAAUUAUAAAUGGCUUUGAUAUUUUACUUAGAAAGAGACUGAAAUUCACCUGAAAACAUGAUUAAAUAUCAAAUGAUAUUGCAAUGUUGGUUUUUCAAGGUGGAUGAUUUGACUUUAAAUAUGCAGGCAGAAGAUAAUAUUUUUUUUGCUGCUGAUAAAGAUAGCUUUCAUGUCAGUACAGUACAGUCAAGAACUUUCCAGAUCCUAAUGACCUUUGAUUAUGGCCUAAGCCCCAAUUCUAGUAAAUGCAACAGUAUGGUCUGCAUAGAGCUGGAACAUCUAUUAAAUGUUUGAACUUCUACAACUAGACAUGUGUAUUUAAACAGAAUUAUUUUAAAUAUCGAUGAAGCUAUGUAGAAUGUGAGCAUGGCCUUAGGGAUAUCCUGAAGACAAUUUCCUGCAACAUGGUGACCAGACCGAUUUCGAGGUAUUUAUAUUUAAAUGCAAAAACAUAACAAAACAACCAUAUUAAUGUAAAUGUAUCUGUGCUUUGUACAUAUUUAUGUUAAGUAUGCUAUAUGUAUUUAUAUAACCAAUCGUGUGCUUUUAUAUAUUUUUUUAAAACCCAACAUGUGCAUAUAGUAAGCUGUAGUAAUGUGUGAACAUAUACAAUCAUUUGUGUGCUAUUUAUUAUGAAGUAUUUGCACAUUUAUUGUGUAAAGUGACAAUAUUCAUGUAUGUAAUAACCAUUGUGUGCUAUUUGUCAACUGUUGGUAUCAUUAAUAGUUUAUUUACCAUGUAAGUACCAAAAUGAAUCAGUGAUAUUGUUUAUGAUUAUAAAUAAUUAUCUGUGGAUGUGGAAGAAGCCAGUGUAAUGAGUAAAGUGUGAAGGCAGAGAUUAAUCCCAGUAGUGUAAUUCUCACUCUUCCUACCAUGAAAUUUAGUUUACAAAUUACAAAAAAAUCAAAACAUUUUGAAUUAUUACAGUGAUGCAUAUAUAUAAACAAUCUUUCCAUGUAACUAUCGUGUUCAACUUGUGAAUUCUGAAUGAAUUGAGGUGGAAGGGGAAGGAGUAGAUGACAUCAUUAGAUAUCAAAAUACAUGAAUGCCAGUCUCACUGGCAACUUAACAUGCAUUACGCAAGUAAUGGAUCAGUGCACAAACAGUUUGGAAUGAAGGCUGCUCUCUCCUAUUGAACAUUAUUUUUACAGUACUUAGAAUUGUUUAAGAAAAGAAACACAGGAACUGGCUACUAUUGAAAUACUGGUUAUAGUAUGCAUAAUGGGGCGUUGUGGUCUAGUGGUUAAGACUCAUGUCUUUCAAUCUGAAGGGCGUGGGUUCGAUUUCAAGCCAUGGCACGUUUUCCUUCUGCAAAAAAUUUACCUACCUUGUGCUGCACUCAACCCAGGUGAUGUAAAUGGGUCCUGACAGGAAGUAAUUCCUCAAAAAGCUUUGAGUACCAGAAUACGUAGACUAGCUUAGGCAAGGUAAUAUAUAGGAGCAACUUGAGCACCUAACAUUGUGGAUAUGUAGUUUGCAGGCACAGACCCAGAUUGAAACUUUGAUCAGCAAGUGAGUCUCCACGCAAAGACUAGAACAUACAAAAUUUGCUGUAGGCUGCACAUUCAGACCCUAAACUCGAGUGAAGGGUUUGCACAGCAGACUAGUGGAUGUGUGUGCUAUUAUACAAAUCCAAUAUAAUUAUUAUAUAUUAUGAACUAGAUAAUCAGAACUUACAUGGAAAUAUUGAAUAUACGUCUUGUGAAAGUAUUAAACCAUUGUUGGAGGUGAAGAUAACUUG